Molecule: messenger RNA, 706 nt
Organism: Hevea brasiliensis (rubber tree)
Lineage: Eukaryota; Viridiplantae; Streptophyta; Magnoliopsida; Malpighiales; Euphorbiaceae
Exons: 1
Coding region: 107-475 (122 amino acids)
Source: RefSeq, a predicted model, not a curated record
CGAUAUACUUUCAAUUAUUAUAAUUAUUUUUGUACAAUAUAUAUAUGAUGCAGGUGCAGUCUGCUCUCUAGCUUAGUAGUUUGAGCUCUUCUUUGAGCAGAAUAAGAUGGCUUUGAAAUGGUUUCUAAACUCUGCAUUUACUCAAGUUUUUGGUCACGUGGACACUGUUGCUAUGCAGAGAAGCGAUGUGCUAGCAUGUCCAAAAAAUCAAGGCCUGCAGCAGGUGCAAGAAUGUGUCGGAAGCUUGAAUGGAAAAGAAGGUGCUGUUACCGGGAUUAGAAUGAGAAAAGAAGAAAGCCCAAAUGGGUUCCAGAUGCCUCUUCACUACCCAAGGUACACAAAAGCAGACUAUGAGAAGAUGGAGGAAUGGAAACUUGACAUGCUUCUCAAUGAAUAUGGACUUGGUUUUAAGGGUUGUCUUGACGAGAAAAGGGCGUUUGCGAUGGGGGCAUUCCUGUGGCCUGACCAACUUUGAAACAAAGUAGUGCUGUCUCUCCAGACUACCAGAAGAAGACUUGAUGAAGGAAAGAAGAAGAUGCAUUCUGAACCUUGCAUGCUAGAAAUUUGAUGUAUGCGUUCAGCUGUAAACUUGAAGCGAAGUGUUAAUCCAUUUUAUGUGUUGUAAAUUGUAAUAUUCAGUCUUGAUAAUAAGGGUUUGGGUCUUCUUCUAAGUUAUCAUUAAUAAAACUAAUUUAGUUAUUGAGAA